Messenger RNA from Parnassius apollo (apollo), 546 nucleotides. The record is from the annotation of a GenBank genome assembly. Lineage: Eukaryota; Metazoa; Arthropoda; Insecta; Lepidoptera; Papilionidae.
AUGGCGGUGGCCUUGUCACCCGAUCAAGAGUUGGCAACAAAGGCGUUUCUGGACGCUCUCAGUGAAGCGGGAGCUACGUGCGUGUCUCGUGCGACGGCCAUCAGGUUUCUGUUCGCGCGCAAGUUUGACGUUGCGCGGGCACACGCUUUGUGGCGGCAGCACGAGGCCACGCGAAGGCGAGAGGGGCUCACCAAGUUCGAACCCUUCGAAGAUCCACUUAAAACAGAGCUUGCUACCGGGAAAUUUACAAUAUUGCCUACCCGCGAUGCCACAGGAGCGGCGAUUGCAGUGUUCACAGCCAACAAGCACUUCCCGACACAGACUACGCAUCAGACUACAUUGCAGGGCGUGGUGUACCAAUUAGACGUGGCGCUACAGUCGCUGGAAACUCAACGCGCGGGCCUGGUGUUCAUAUACGACAUGACCGACUCCAAGUAUACCAACUUUGACUACGAACUCUCGCAGAAGAUACUCACCAUGUUAAAGUAUCAACACCUCACCCAUUUAGAUAUUGCUGCAAAAUACAUAGUCUCGAUACCGAGUUGA